Messenger RNA from Geodia barretti, 298 nucleotides. The record is from the annotation of a GenBank genome assembly. NCBI's taxonomy places the organism in Eukaryota, Metazoa, Porifera, Demospongiae, Tetractinellida, Geodiidae.
CUACAAGGCAUACAAAUGCCUACCGUAACGCCUACAAGUUAACAUGCACCCUCAUCUCAAUGGUACACGUCAUGUCUAUGAUACAGUAUGUGGUCCUUUCCCUUGCAGUGGAAAUUUUGAGGGAGAGAAGCCGUACCAGACUGGUAGUGAAGCCUGCACUUCCUGCCCCAGCGAACGGCUCUACUGUGUCAACAACCUUUGCUCAUUUGAGUCAGGAGCAGUAGUUGCAGGAGUGUCCCUGCUGGCAGUAGUGCUGAUGGCAGUGACUGGUGCUCUGAUGCACUAAGCCAUACUGGCC